Trichomonas vaginalis G3 is the source of this 222-nucleotide messenger RNA. Its product is annotated as proteasome regulatory particle assembly. Bases 1 to 222 code for a protein of 73 amino acids. Gene Ontology annotation, molecular function: protein binding. Gene Ontology annotation, cellular component: nucleus; cytoplasm. The transcript has a single exon. The record is from RefSeq and is a predicted model, not a curated record. NCBI's taxonomy places the organism in Eukaryota, Parabasalia, Trichomonadida, Trichomonadidae.
AUGCUUCUUUCACAUGGCGCAGAUGUAAAUGCCAAAAAUAACUAUGGAUCUACUGCUCUUCAUUUUGCGGUUUAUAGUAAUAGUUUAGAGAUAAUUGAAACUCUAAUUUCACAUGGUGCUAAAGUAAAUAUUCAAAAUGAUUAUGGACAAACUCCUUUUGGAUAUACCACUAAUGAAGAAAUUAGGAAAUAUCUCAAAUCACAUGGUGCGAAAGAAAAUUAA